Molecule: messenger RNA, 3900 nt
Organism: Fusarium verticillioides 7600
Lineage: Eukaryota; Fungi; Ascomycota; Sordariomycetes; Hypocreales; Nectriaceae
Exons: 3
Coding region: 810-2348 (512 amino acids)
Biological process (GO): regulation of DNA-templated transcription; DNA-templated transcription
Cellular component (GO): nucleus
Molecular function (GO): DNA binding; zinc ion binding; DNA-binding transcription factor activity, RNA polymerase II-specific
Source: RefSeq, a predicted model, not a curated record
GUUAGGCCCCAUUACCUUUUUGCCCAAUUUCCAAUAUUUACCUGAUCCUUUCAAAUCAACAUCUUCAGCCUUCUUCUCACAGCCUUGGGUGCCAUCACCAUUGCCCCCCUGCAGCGGCUGACUAACCGAUUAGACGUCAUCCUUGGUUUGGUCCCUGUCAAUCUUGACCUUGCACCUGGCACCCGGCGCCCAUCUACCGGGUUCGCCAUCUAGAGUGCCGUAUGUACAACACAGCACAGCGUACAGCGUACAGUUACCUAUCUACCGCCCGCUGUGCUGCGCAUUUACUGUGAUCUCUCUGCAGUGCGUAUCUGCAACCACCCCUCGGCCUAUUCUGGCCCCAGGCCUAGAAGCAUCAAGAGACCCAUCGACAUCUAAUCAACUCUGUGGCCCGGGGGGGCAUCAUGUUCUCUUCGUACUGAGACUCGACGUCAAAUAGCCCUCGUUCCCGGCCUCGAUGUCUCGGUUCUCCUCCUCUCUUUCCUUACCAUCAGUCUCAUUAUCAGUAUCAGACUACAGUCUCAAUCUUGCAUCAAGCUCAACAACACGUAUACAUACACUCACAUUUACAUCUGCAUCUUGCUCCUGCUCCUGCUCCUGCUCCUGCUCACGGUAUACGCCUAUCAAACCACUCUGUCUAGGUAGCUCAAAUUCUUCCAUUACCUCCUUGCUGUCUGACAUAAUAAAAGCGUAGUCAGCAUAAGUCGUUUUUUCUAACGUACACCCACCACACACACUACCUCUUCAAAGUACAAGCCCAUCUUACGGGCUACAUAUCAACCACCACGGAUCCCAGAAGAAGAGCCAUUAUGUCUCGCUCCGUGUCAUCUUCACGGGGCUCUGAGUCUCCAAUGGAGCCUGAACGUGCGCACAGAGCCUGUGAAAAGUGUACUCGUACCAAAAAGAAAUGUGAUAAAGCAUUGCCUGCUUGUUCUCGCUGUACGAGGCUUGCAACUACGUGCUCCUAUGAUUUUAUCUACACGGCCCCAACAACCGCUGUUGUGGAACCUGGAUAUCUUGCAGGAUCUACACCCAAAGAAGCAUAUGGACAGGGUAUCUUUGACCCUGCUUUUGAUGUUUCCAGCUCAAUGGUAAUGGCGUUGCUGUCAUCGCGCAACAUUCCUUGGCGCGAGGCAACCGAACGCUACUUUGAGACUAUGAAUCCCUGGUUCUCUGUAAUCCAUCCAGAACUCUUUGCCAUCCGUACGGACAACCUAGGGUCAGGGGCCAGCUCCAAUGCCGAUCAAGGACCCCGCGACCCUGCUGUUGCUCUCCUAAUCGUCUGCAUGCAGCUCGUCUCUCAGUACGAUGAUGAAGCUGCUGCCGCGAGCACCAAUGUCAAUGAGGGUAAGGACAUGAUCGAGAUGCCAGCGUACAGGGCUGCCAAACGAGCCCUGAGCGUCUUACGUGGUCUUUCUGCUCCUAGCAUUGAACUUGUCCAAUGUUCCAUCCUGCUGGCACUCUUUGAGUUUGGCCACGGUGAUGUAAUGCGUGCCUAUGUGAGUAUUGGAGAUGCAAAUACCAUGGCCAUGGUCUUGCGCAUCGGCCCUGGGAAGUAUAUCGAAGCUGAACGAGAGGCCAAUAUUCCUUAUGAGGAGGAAGAACGCCGCUGUGUCUAUUGGAGUCUUUUCGUCCUCGAUCGUCUCAUCCAUGUCGAUUGCUCUCUCAUCCAUAUGCCACUUCAAGUACCGUCCCCAGCCGCCGAUGAUCUACUGCCAACAAGCAAUCUCAUUUGGCACAAUCAGAAUCAAUCGCCCACGCGUUCUGUUCAGCGACACCCUGCGAGCGUGGCCCCUUCGGUACCUCUGGGGCCAUUCCAGAGAAAUUGUCAAUGUGCAAUGCUCUAUACGAGAGCCUAUUCUCCGAAACCCCAAGGGAACCCCAAUGCCUUGUUAGAGGAGUAUGUCGAACUAGAUAUCGCAACACGUGCUCUAGUCGAGGCUAUGAUCAUGCAAACUUCUCGUUGGGGAGAUUUCUACGAGUGUUUCGCCACUUGUACAUGCCUCCUCCUUUUCCUUUACUGUCGCCAACUUCGCGCCGCCAACACCAUAUCCGCUGCAGGGCCCUUUUCUCCGACCGCCGAUGAUAUCGCCCCUAAAGCCAUCGCCGGUCUUAAUUUCACAAUCCGUAUUAUUGCCGACACUACAACCGACUUGAACGACCAACUCGCCCAUCGCCCUCACCUUCUCGCCCCCUGCUCACCUGUCACGCCAUACUCGGCAUAUCACUGCCUCAUGGUCCUGAGCCACCUCGAGCAUCUAAUCCCCGAAGCUGACACAAGGUUUCACAACAUAUUUGCGUCAUUGCACUUUUUUGCUAAGAGAUGGGGAGUCGCUGGUAAGUUCUGAAGUUACUAGCAAGACUCGCAGUUCAGGAUCGAGCCGCGGAGCAGAAACCGACAUAGUGGAAAGGCAUCUGACUCUAUACAGGACAACUUGUCAACAAGGUUGAAAUGUUUCUAGCAGACGCUGACGAGACACAAUGGUGCUUCAUGGAUGAAUGAGGCAACCACGACGAAAGCUAUAUAGACGCAUCAUGUUUAUCACAUCAUGCCAUCCAACCGAAACGGCUAAAUAUUGGGUAUUGGCUAGGACGAAUUGCAAGACCUCUGUGGCAAUAUUGACAUCUUUUUGAGCUCUUAUAUCACAGUUCUACAAGGCGAGACAUUGCCUCACUAGCUUGGCAUACCGCGAGGCUUCAAUUAUUUCUAUUCGUUUACAAUCGAAGAUAAAUGCGUAUACCAAAGCACAGGCGCGAUUAUAGUACACAACAUCUCCAGCUAGACGGCCGGCUUCUCAGUCUAUCGGCGUGGAAAGCAAAAUGCCCAAGCAUCGCUCCUAUAACUUGGAAAUCGCUCAACAAGUAACACAAUCCGUCAAAAUAAUCGCUCACAUGCAAACAUUAAGCAUCUCAACUGUGGCUCGUUCUUGUCGAGAUCACCAAGUUUCGAUGGAUUCAGGAUAACCUUUGGUCCUUUACGCAUUACGGGGAGUUUCCCACGACCAAAAUCAGCAGCAUGCCAUUGAGGAUACAUGAGACGACGAAGGUAGUCCACACCGCCAGCAGAUGUGGAAAUGACAGUCGGUCGUGCCGGUAUAACGUCAUACCGAGGGCACUACAGGCGGUGAACAAGCUCGCAACAACACCAACGGUGACGCCCGCGUCAACUUCAGCUCUAAGCCUGUGUCGGCCAGUUGAAAUAAGCGUGCCUGCCACAAGGAGGAGCAAGAAAGACACGGCAAAGGAGCAGAUCGUACCCCAAAACAAGGUCUUCUCACGGUACAAGUGUGCCUGCUGUUGAUUUAGGCUGGGAAGGGCAUAGUGCGUGGCAUAUCCAGUCGUGGGGAAGCCAUCUGAACUAGCAUAUCCUACUUCCUCGUCCGACUCGCUGCUAUUGUUGAAGGUCGUGCUGGAGUAUUGGUAAGGUGAAUGGUUGGCACCGAGUAGAGACUGGCGCUCCCGGGUGUUGUUGUGCUUGAACCAACCCCUUGCCUUCUUCAUGGGUGCUUUGAGGGCAUUCUGCAGAUAGUCGAAUCCCGGAAAACUGGUGCUUUCAUCUGGGUUUAUAUAGAUAGCAUAUCCAUCAUCAUCAGCUGCACAUUCACUCCCGUCGUCAUAUUCGUUCCAGUACUUGGCAGGUUCUUCCAUCUGCGGUGGAGGUAAGAAAUCGAACGUAGGUUGAGCACGACUGGUGGCGUGACGAUUUGUCGAGUUGAGAGAUCCUGCAAGGGAUUGACGUCGGUAUGACUGAGCUGGUGAUUCUGGUGAGCUAGGUUCGCUCAAUACGGGGGCGGCAGAAUUGAGUGUGCAUGUGAUGUCGUCAUAACGUUGUUGUAAGGAGGAAAAGUCACGGCGAGUGAAACUUUUGGGGUCGGAGAGAACGUUCUCAUAGAGACGAAC